AUAAAUUCGAGUUCUGAAAGAUGAGAGCAAAGUUUAAAGGUGGACUUCACUGGAAGAGGCUGUCUAAGCUGAGAAGGGACAUUCUCCAAACACCGUCAGUCCCGCGCGUAAAGCAGCGCAACCUCUCCGUUCACUGACACAACUCAGUCAGACUUCAGAAGAGCAGCUGGGAGCUUAAAGUUUCAAAAGUCUGACCGGCGUUUAAAAGUUUCCACGGAAAGAGUUUUAGUAUAUAGGCAAGGCUGACAUUGAUGUGUUGGUGACCGUUAACUUUUAAGUGGUGAAACACACCACACCGCAACAGCGUGGAAGGCAUUUCUCAUAGAUGUCCGCUCAACUGGAAAGAGGCCUACAGGUAGAAAUAGAAAAAGUAAAUGCGCUAAAACACGAAUUCGAUGAGGAGAUUGACGUGGAAGCUCUUGACGGAUGCCUGCCCGAGGAGUCUCGCGGCAGAGGGGAGUGUGGAGACAAGCCGGCGCGGGAGCAACCACCGGCGCAGAGGAAGAUGACCCGCAGCCCCAAAUGUGCCCGUUGCAGAAACCACGGUGUCGUGUCUUGUCUCAAAGGCCACAAGCGCUUUUGUCGCUGGCGUGACUGUCAGUGCGCUAACUGUCUGCUCGUGGUAGAGAGACAGCGCGUGAUGGCUGCACAAGUCGCCCUGCGGAGGCAACAGGCUUCAGAGGGUAAAAAAGGCUUGAGGUGCGCAGGUCCAUUCCGGAGGACGGCGUAUCAGCGCAGCGCCAGAACACCGAGUAUUGUAGCGAAGACAAUCCUGGAGGGGUUUAAGCCCCCUGUGGCGGAGGAGGCCGCCUGGCCCAGGAGAGGCCAGUACCCCUGUGUCAGCGCCCGCAUGAGGAAGAGACGAGCGUUUGCAGAUAAGGAGUUGGAGAGUGUGAUGCUGGAGAGAGAGCUCAGACAGAGAGAGAUGAACGACCUGUCAGGCCUCCGCCUGCUUCACCCCGCCCUGGUGGGAAUGCCCCCCCCUCACUGCUGUCCCCCGAAGGACCCCGGGGCUGCCCCGUACCCACCCGUGUACAAAUACAAACCAGGUCCAGUGCUGUAUGAGUGUGACUUCCAGUGCUGCCCAGAGGAGAUACUAAAAACCACGUCCACCCAGGACAGCUAUGGGGCCUUCCUGGCACAGUCAAGGGCCCGAGGCCAUGUGGAGAGCACAAGGGAGGGGUCACUGGAGGGCUGGGGCUGCUGUGAGGAGAGGGAGCCCAGCCCUGAGUCCAACCGCAUGCCUCCACCACAGCCCCAGAAGAGGGAGGGCCUCACAGCCAGCUCCAGGAGCCCAGACAGGGGAGAGACGCUCCAGACAGACCCAGGUGCUUGGCCCGGCCCGGCCAGGGGGUGGGCAGCAGGGGUCAGCCAGAACCACGCUCAGCCCGGCUCUACUAAGAGACAGGCUGGGAAGCCCUUCCCCUUCUCUGUGGAGUCCCUGCUGAGAGCUUGAGGCAAACUGGGACGUGGAAGGCAGCCUGGUUUAGGAGCGCACCCCCUGUUCUGCACAGUACACUUCCAGACCAGAGUCCAAGGCCUCGGACAUGAACUAAACUGUUUGCUGUGGUCGCAUGUGAAAUCCUGGGCCAGCCUUUGUCACAAAACCGGUUAUUUUAAUAUCAUGUUUUGUAGAAUAUUUGAAGAGAAUGUCCGAAUUAGUUUCCGAUCUUUCACCUUUUUGUACAAUUUGUGAACAUAAGUAACACAUUUGGUUAAUUUCUGUAUUCUGUGACUUUGACAAUGCUAUUCUUUGAACG
This is a messenger RNA of Osmerus eperlanus (European smelt), 1760 nucleotides long. It is a transcript of the gene dmrt2b, whose product is annotated as doublesex and mab-3 related transcription factor 2b. Bases 326 to 1456 code for a protein of 376 amino acids. Gene Ontology annotation, biological process: regulation of transcription by RNA polymerase II; sex differentiation. The transcript has 3 exons. Gene Ontology annotation, cellular component: nucleus. Lineage: Eukaryota; Metazoa; Chordata; Actinopteri; Osmeriformes; Osmeridae. Gene Ontology annotation, molecular function: RNA polymerase II cis-regulatory region sequence-specific DNA binding; DNA-binding transcription factor activity, RNA polymerase II-specific. The record is from RefSeq and is a predicted model, not a curated record.